ACCUCCCUCUGACUUGCCGGGAGAAGCCAGACGGAGCCUCUCUCAGCCACAAGUCUCUCCGCCUGCUAUCCCCCUUUCCUGCAGCCACCCCCACCCCCUCCCCGGUGCCGUCACCCCUUCUCCGCCCCCGCCUCCUCCCCCGCCUUCUCCACGGCUAUCGGGAGAAUAAAUCAGGGAGGAAACGGGGAGGGAGCGAGAGCGCGCGAGCGCUGGCGGGCUCGCCCAGGUCUGUUUCCAAAGUCGCCCUUGAUGGCGGCGGAGGCCAGGCAGCCGCGGUGGGGAACAGCCGACGCACGCUAGCGGGUCCGCCCGCCACCAUCCCUUCCCCUGCGCGGGGCUUGGCCCCUGCUUCUCCCCCUCCUCCCCUCCACGUGAGCCCGCGCCCAGGCUCCCGGCUGCCGGCUCCGGCCCAGGCGUGCCAGCCCUCAGACGUCUGUGGUCCGGGCGGACCGUGCUCCUUCUCCUCCUUCGGCGGUUUCUAGCACUGGUUCUUCCCCUGGCUGGGGAGGGAGGCUAGAUUGAUCUUCGAUCGCGAAGAUGGCUGCUGGCUGCCUGCUGGCCUUGACUCUGACACUUUUCCAAUCUUUGCUGAUCGGUCCCUCAUCGCAGGAGCCGUUCCCGUCGGCCGUCACUAUCAAGUCAUGGGUGGAUAAAAUGCAAGAAGACCUUGUCACCCUGGCAAAAACAGCAAGUGGAGUCAAUCAGCUUGUCGAUAUUUAUGAAAAAUACCAAGAUUUGUAUACUGUGGAACCAAAUAAUGCACGCCAGCUGGUGGAAAUUGCAGCCAGGGAUAUUGAGAAACUUCUGAGCAACAGAUCUAAAGCCCUGGUGCGCCUAGCUUUGGAAGCAGAGAAGGUUCAAGCAGCCCACCAGUGGAGAGAGGAUUUUGCAAGCAAUGAAGUUGUCUACUACAAUGCAAAGGAUGAUCUCGAUCCUGAAAAAAAUGACAGUGAGCCAGGCAGCCAGAGGAUAAAACCUGUUUUUAUUGAUGAUGCUAAUUUUGGGCGACAGAUAUCUUAUCAGCAUGCAGCAGUCCAUAUUCCCACCGACAUCUAUGAGGGCUCAACAAUUGUGUUAAAUGAACUGAACUGGACAAGUGCCUUAGAUGAAGUUUUCAAGAAAAAUCGAGAGGAAGAUCCCUCAUUAUUGUGGCAGGUGUUUGGCAGUGCCACAGGCCUGGCCCGGUAUUAUCCAGCUUCUCCAUGGGUUGAUAACAGUAGAACUCCAAACAAGAUUGACCUUUAUGAUGUACGAAGGAGACCAUGGUACAUCCAAGGAGCUGCAUCUCCUAAAGAUAUGCUUAUUCUGGUCGACGUGAGUGGAAGUGUUAGUGGUUUGACGCUUAAACUGAUCCGAACAUCUGUCUCUGAAAUGUUGGAAACCCUCUCAGAUGACGAUUUUGUGAAUGUAGCUUCAUUUAACAGCAAUGCCCAGGAUGUAAGCUGUUUUCAACACCUUGUCCAAGCAAAUGUAAGAAAUAAGAAAGUGCUGAAAGAUGCAGUUAAUAAUAUCACAGCAAAAGGAAUCACAGAUUACAAGAAGGGCUUUAGUUUUGCUUUUGAACAACUGCUUAAUUAUAACGUUUCUAGAGCCAACUGCAAUAAGAUUAUCAUGUUGUUCACCGAUGGAGGAGAAGAGAGAGCUCAGGAGAUAUUUGCCAAAUACAACAAAGACAAAAAAGUACGUGUAUUCACAUUUUCAGUUGGUCAACAUAAUUAUGACAGAGGACCUAUUCAGUGGAUGGCCUGUGAAAAUAAAGGUUAUUAUUAUGAAAUUCCUUCCAUUGGAGCAAUCAGAAUCAAUACUCAGGAAUAUUUGGAUGUUCUGGGAAGACCAAUGGUUUUAGCAGGAGACAAAGCUAAGCAAGUCCAGUGGACAAACGUGUACCUGGAUGCACUGGAACUGGGACUUGUCAUUACUGGAACUCUUCCGGUCUUCAACAUAACCGGCCAAAAUGAAAAUAAGACGAACUUAAAGAACCAGCUGAUUCUUGGUGUGAUGGGAGUUGAUGUAUCUUUGGAAGAUAUUAAAAGACUGACACCACGUUUUACACUGUGCCCCAAUGGCUAUUACUUUGCAAUUGAUCCUAAUGGCUAUGUUUUAUUACAUCCAAAUCUUCAGCCAAAGCCUAUUGGUGUAGGUAUACCAACAAUUAAUUUAAGAAAAAGGAGACCCAAUGUUCAGAACCCCAAAUCUCAGGAGCCAGUAACCUUGGAUUUCCUUGAUGCAGAAUUAGAGAAUGAUAUUAAAGUGGAGAUCCGAAAUAAAAUGAUAGAUGGAGAAAGUGGAGAAAAAACAUUCAGAACUCUGGUUAAAUCUCAAGAUGAGAGAUAUAUUGACAAAGGAAACAGGACAUAUACAUGGACUCCUGUCAAUGGCACAGAUUACAGUUUGGCCUUGGUAUUACCAACCUACAGUUUUUACUAUAUAAAAGCCAAAAUAGAAGAGACAAUAACUCAGGCCAGAUAUUCAGAAACACUGAAGCCUGAUAAUUUUGAAGAAUCUGGCUAUACAUUCAUAGCACCAAGAGACUACUGCAAUGACCUUAAAAUAUCAGAUAAUAAUACCGAAUUUCUUUUAAACUUUAAUGAGUUUAUUGAUAGAAAAACUCCAAACAACCCGUCAUGCAACACAGAUUUGAUUAAUAGAGUCUUGCUGGAUGCGGGCUUUACAAAUGAACUUGUCCAAAAUUACUGGAGUAAGCAGAAAAACAUCAAGGGAGUGAAAGCACGGUUUGUUGUAACUGAUGGAGGGAUUACCAGAGUUUAUCCCAAAGAGGCUGGAGAAAAUUGGCAAGAAAACCCAGAAACAUAUGAGGACAGCUUCUAUAAAAGAAGUCUAGAUAACGAUAACUAUGUUUUCACUGCUCCCUACUUUAACAAAAGUGGACCUGGUGCUUAUGAAUCAGGCAUCAUGGUAAGCAAAGCUGUAGAAAUAUACAUCCAAGGAAAACUUCUUAAACCUGCAGUUGUUGGAAUUAAAAUUGAUGUAAAUUCCUGGAUAGAGAAUUUCACCAAAACAUCAAUCAGGGAUCCGUGUGCUGGUCCAGUUUGUGAUUGUAAAAGAAACAGUGAUGUAAUGGAUUGUGUGAUUCUAGAUGAUGGUGGGUUUCUUUUGAUGGCAAAUCAUGAUGAUUAUACUAACCAGAUUGGAAGGUUUUUUGGAGAGAUUGACCCAAGUUUGAUGAGACACCUGGUUAAUAUAUCAGUUUAUGCUUUUAACAAAUCUUACGAUUAUCAGUCAGUGUGUGAGCCUGGUGCUGCACCAAAACAAGGAGCAGGACAUCGCUCAGCAUAUGUGCCAUCAAUAGCAGACAUCUUACACAUUGGCUGGUGGGCCACUGCAGCUGCAUGGUCUAUUCUACAGCAGUUUCUCUUGAGUUUGACCUUUCCACGACUUCUUGAAGCAGUUGAGAUGGAAGAUGAUGACUUUACCGCCUCUCUGUCAAAGCAGAGUUGCAUUACUGAACAAACCCAGUAUUUCUUUGAUAAUGAUAGCAAAUCCUUCAGUGGGGUCUUGGACUGUGGUAACUGUUCCAGAAUCUUUCACGUUGAAAAACUUAUGAACACCAACUUAAUAUUCAUAAUGGUUGAGAGCAAAGGGACUUGUCCUUGUGACACACGAUUGCUCAUACAAGCUGAGCAGACUUCUGACGGUCCAGAUCCUUGUGAUAUGGUUAAGCAACCCAGAUACCGAAAAGGGCCUGAUGUCUGUUUUGAUAACAAUGCCUUGGAGGAUUAUACCGACUGUGGUGGUGUUUCUGGAUUAAAUCCCUCCCUGUGGUCCAUCUUCGGAAUCCAGUGUGUUUUACUUUGGCUUUUAUCUGGCAGCAGACACUACCAGUUAUGACCCUUCUAAAACCAAAUCUGCAUAUUAAACUUCAGACCCUGCCAGAAUAGGAGCCCUCAAUUGCAUUAAAAUAGGGUAAACUGCAGAAUCAGCAGAACUCUAGCUGGGCCCAUCCCAUGGCAUCAAUCUCAGACUCAUAAGGCACCCACUGGCUGCAUGUCAGGGUGUCAGAUCCUGAAACUUGUGUGAAUGCUGCAUCAUCUAUGUAUAACAUCAGAGCAAAAUUCUAUACCUAUUCUAUUGGAAAAUUUGAGAAUUUGUUGUUGCAUUGUUGGUGAUUACAUGUAAAAGGGCUCCCCACACAGUUGUGUAUGAAUCACGCAAAUUGUCUUGAUUUUGACUUGCUGCAAUCCUUGUCCUUUUACCAAGAAAAUCUCUAGAGGGAAAAAAAAAGUCUUUUUUUUCCUUCACUAAUUCUGCUACAAAUUAUUUCCUGCUUGGAGUAGUUAUUAUUAAAAAAUAUAUAUAUAGAGAGAGAGAGAGAGAAUUAACAUUGGUGUAAUCUGUCAAAAUAGAAAUAAUGGCUUAUUUUCUACAAAAAAAAAAAUUGCCCUGAAUAAAAUGCCUUAUGAAGAAUGGCUUCUUUGCCAAAAAUAUAACACAAAUGAUGACCAAGUUUUGGUGGGGUAGUUAAUUGGUUGUUUGAAAAUAAUAACUAAGAAAUUAAACUAAAGGUGCUUGAGGGUAAAAUUAAUAUGCGACAUAUGUCCUCAUAAAUGUGAGCCCUUAAUAAAUGCUUCGAUGUAAUGUUCUUUUUGUUCACAGUAAAGUUCUGUAGUGCUAGCCAGAUAUUUCAAAAUGCUCUAAGAAAAGCUUGUUGGGGGGAGGGAAAAUGUUUUUUCUUGUGAUAAAUGAACUUUGGUUACCAAGGGUAUUUUGCAUGAUGCUGCUGCUAUUUUAACUUUCAGUUUGUUUUUCUCUUACUGUAGAGUAUAGUCCAUUGAAAAGUUAACUGAGUGACAUUAUUGUUAUGUGAGAAUCUGAACCUUGCAGUGUAAUGCACUUAAGUCAUCUUUUAAAAUGUCAUUAAACUACUCUGAAUAUACUGUGCAAUGUAAAUGCUGAAUGAUUGGAUCAGGUAAAUGGUAAAAUGGGAAUUAAUGGAUUUUAUACAGAUUCGUGCUUUUGCCUGAAAACCUAUGUACAGAUAUUUUAAGUACAUAAAUCAGAUUUGACACAUUUAUUUUUUGAAGAGUACAUAUAUGUUCUCAAUGAAGAUUCAUCCUAGGUUUCCUCUUUGUUCCUUUGAAUAGUAGCACAUACAACUCCAGAUUUUCUGCUGCUGCUGCCGCUUUUGUUCCCUCCGUUUGAAAUGGUGUGAUCAUUUGACCAAAAUUUCCAUCCAGUUAGAUGAGGGUUUUACAAUAAUCUGAACAAAUAGGAAACCUUGAAUCUAUAUGUAUGCACAUGAAUACUUGAUUGUGAAUAAUCAAAAUUGUUUUUAUACAGCCUCAUUAGUGAAAACCGUUAGUGUAGUAAAUCGGGUAUUUCAUUAUAGAGUAAUAUGGUUGCAGAGUUUAUUUAUGCUUUUAAAAAUUAUUUUCGGGAGUAAACAGUAUUUGAAGAAAGGGUAAAAACAAUGAAUGUGUAACUAAUUAUAGUGAAUAAUUCUGCCGAAGGUGGGAAGUAUGCAGAUAUUUUUAAUGGUAAAAUGCAUUUGUUCUGUUUUUGAACAUGCCAAAUAUUGGUGUGUGUCUACGCUGGAAAUUUUCUUAUAUACCAUUUUUAAGUAAAAAUCUUAUUAACAUGAUCCAGCAUGCUUUAAUAUGCUUCAUAUAUCAAAGAUAAUGGCAAAUUCUUUAGCAUAGUUCAAAAGAUAUAUUUGUUUUGUUUUUAGCUUUGCAUACAUUUGUAAUUCCCCACCACCACCAAUAUCCCUAGGUACCAUUUGUGUACAUUUCCUUAUUUAAAAUAUUUUUUUAUUUAAAAAUGGAGGGGGGGAAUAUGGAAUCACUUUGCCAACUAUUGUUCUAAGAGUUGACAUCAGUUACCGUUUCUAACGCCUUGUGAUUUUGUAGUCUCAUUUGUAACUGGUAUUGACAUUUUAAAAAACACCAAAGUGAUUUAAAAAAAUAUGGAACUUCUCACUCUAGUAACAAUAUGUUUAAAUCAUGUUGUUUGUUGAUUAAAUAUUUAAAACAUUGUUAACUUUUGCUAGAAUAUUUUAAAUCAUGAAAGUGUUGGGAAGGGGAUAUCAAAGUAUGAAAUUAUGUUAGUUUGUGUAUAUAAACGAUGCACAUUGAAACAACUGAAUUGCUUCCAGCAUACAACAAACUACCUUAAAAUUAUCUUUAAAAUCUAUUAAAUAUAUUUUCGUGGUUAAUGUCACUGAAAUAGUAUGUUUUCAUCAACUACAUCGUUGUGUUUAUCACAGUUAAACUUGGCAUCUCUUGGCAGGGUCCUAUUUGAUUUCAUUUGCCAUCAAAAUAUAUUUACAUGCUUGGUUCUUGACUUUAUUUUCUGUUAUAAACAUCUGUUGUGACAACCACAUACAUGGUAAUAAAUUGGGUAAGAAUACGAUGACUAAAAGUUGUUCUCAUGCCUAAUACUGGUCUUCAUGCAUUUAUCACACUUUUUUGAAAGACAGUAACACUCAUCCCAUGCAAUUGUUGUAUUUAAUUUAGGAUUUUUCUGUGAGUUCAAAUUGUUUGUAAGAACUUAUAGACUGUUAUAAGUAUUGAUUUUCAAAGACUAAAGAGUACAAGAGAUCAAGAAAAAAGCUUUUAAACUCAUUCUGCUUAAUUUUUGCUGUGCUCAUGAAGAUUACUGUAGUUUGUCACUAAAACAAAAUUAAAGUAAGUCUUGCUCUAGUGUUGAGUAACAAGAAUGAAUUUUGCAUUAAUGGUUUCUUUUUAUCUUUUUUUCAUUUGAACAACCAGCAUUACUGCCAAACACCAAUCGUGGUCCAUAUUUGUAACGGUUUUUAACAUGACAUAGUUAGCAAGUUUGAUUGAAGAGAUUUUUAGGUCCCGGGCCUAUAAGAUUUUAGUAUGAUCUUUUUUCAUGUUUCUAAUGCUUGAGGCAUUAUUGCUUAUCUUGGAAAAAAAAAAGACAGUGUUGCUGCCAUUUGUAAGUUUUCCUAUAAUAUUCCCUUUGUGAACUUUAAAACUGGCCUUACGGGGUUCAAAUAGGCAGUAUCCCUUUAAGUGACCUUUGCAACCCAAGUGUUACUUGCUUAUUUGAUGCUCUCUUGUAUUUUACAUCUCAUUUAAAUAUUUCUCUCCACCAAAGCUUACAUUUUAUGUCUUAAUUUAAAACCCUAAACUAUUCCAUUAAUCUUGUUAGUUGACAUUAAAGUGUCUAGAGGUACAGGGUCUGACCUAGUGGGAAAAAAAAAAAAGGAUGUCAUGGUUUUUUGUUUUUUUUUUAAUGUGUAGCAUAGAAUGAUUGCUUCACUUCCCCACAAUUUCAAAUAUUUUACAAUUAUCUGGAAUAUGUGUUAUUUUCCCAUAGCAAAAUGUUACUAUUGCUAAUAUUCCAUGUACAUUUCUGUAAAGAGCAAACUAAUAAAGCAAAAGUAUGAAAUUUCUUGAUUUCUUGAGAAAACUCCAGCAUUUUAAAGUUUUAGGCAACCUUUACCAACAGCUUCAUGUGCUUUAUUUCUAGUUCACAUGAGUAACUCAAAGAAAUUCUACUGAGACUAAUGGGAUACUGUCUUGUAUAGAUGCCAAUCAAGUUUACAGUGUGACCUGACAAAGCAGUCUUUUCUGUUGUGCUGUAUGAUUGUUGGAUCAUGCUAUUAGGGAUACUUUUAUUGAAAUGCUCAGUGUGCAUCCAUGCAAAAGGCCAAAUGGCUUUGUGAACAAAAGAUCUUUUCUCCCCUUUAUUAUGUUCUCUUGACACUUUUGUGGAAAUUAACUAGCCUGAUAAAAACAUUUUGUAAAAAUUUGUAUAAUAAUAUUAUAAAAAUAUUUAUAAUCCCAGAAAAUGUUGUGUUAAAUCUUGUGCAAAAACAGUAUAUUCAGAAUAAAAGUUUAUCAUUUAAAGUCA
Sus scrofa (pig) is the source of this 7839-nucleotide messenger RNA. RefSeq names its product calcium voltage-gated channel auxiliary subunit alpha2delta 1 (gene CACNA2D1). Gene Ontology annotation, molecular function: voltage-gated calcium channel activity. The record is from RefSeq and is a predicted model, not a curated record. Gene Ontology annotation, cellular component: L-type voltage-gated calcium channel complex. Lineage: Eukaryota; Metazoa; Chordata; Mammalia; Artiodactyla; Suidae.